Molecule: messenger RNA, 1458 nt
Organism: Rosa chinensis
Lineage: Eukaryota; Viridiplantae; Streptophyta; Magnoliopsida; Rosales; Rosaceae
Exons: 7
Coding region: 1-1458 (485 amino acids)
Source: RefSeq, a predicted model, not a curated record
AUGGGCUUUGGUGGAGGUGAUAGUCAAGCGAGGCUGGGUCCCACACCUCGCGAUAAUUUGCCAGAUGAUGCUAUGGCCUAUUAUGGGCUUCCCAUCAGCCGUCCCAUAGUGGCUCUUCGGCAGGUGCCCGAUGAUUUUAGCAGUUGGGGACCAAGGAGGAAAGUGGGCUUCUGGCCUACCAUCAUUCCUGAGGAAAUUGUUUGCAAUGGCCUCCUCCAUCGUCGACAACGCCACCACCGCCGCCGCCAUCGUCCUCCAGCAGGCCCCACCACCAAGAGGAAGACAAGAACCGAAAUUGAAUUGCCCAGCAGCAACAAGAAGCCCUCGCAACCCGACCCGCGUUGGGAAUGCCCGCGUCCGGCCUCGAACGAUGACUCAACCUCUGAGUGGCCAGUGACUUCAGCCAAGCUCAAUUUGGCUCCGGCGUCGGCGGAAGAGCAGCUAAGGCACCACGCGCUUCGGCUACACAACCGGGCCUUGGAGGCCUGCGGCGGAUUCUUUAAGGGCAAUGCCGGGUCGGGUAGUGGGUCCGAGAGUGAGGAGGAAGAAGAGGAUUGCAAGGUUGGAGAUAAGGAGAAUGAGGAGUACAAGUUUUUGUUGAAUUUGUUUGUGGAGGAGAGUGGGUUGAGGAGUUAUUACGAGGGGAAUUGGGAUGGUGGUGAGUUCCAUUGCUUGGUGUGUGGUGGGUUGGGGAAGACGAAGAAGAUCAAGGGUUGUGUCGGGCUUGUUCACCACGCGGUUUCGAUAAGCAAGACGAAGAAGAAGAGAGCUCAUAGGGCUUUUGCUCAGGUUGUGUGUAGGGUUUUAGGGUGGGAUUUUGACCGGCUGCCCAUUGUUGUGCUCAAAGGCGAAAGGCUCAGUUUUUAUUUGGCAAAACCGGGCGAUGAACGGGGUGAGAGUGAGGUAAAUGCUGGUGCUAGUGAGGCUGUUUCGGGUGCUGUUAAAGACAAUGUGGGAGAUGAAAAGGAUGGUAAUGCCGAGUCAGGUGAAAAGGAAGCAUCUAAUGGAGACCUAAUGAUUUGUCAGAAAUCUUUGAAAGAUGAUGAUGCAAAUCAAUGCAAAGAAACCCUUAAUAAGGGGAUAUCAGAAAUCAAAGAAGAGAAAGAAGAGGCAAUGGAUACGCGGAGUGAGCCUGAGUUAAAUGUUGACCAGUUGGAUAGUGCACUGAAAGACAAUGUGGCAGCUGAAACUGAUGCUCCUGCUGAAUAUAGUGAAAAGGAGGCAUUUGAUGAUCAUCAGUGCAAUGGUAAAGAACCAAUCAUCUGUCAGAGCUCUUUGAAAGAUGACUGUACAGAUAAAAGCAUAGAAAGCCUUGAUGAGGGAAAGACAGUAUUAAUGAAGGAAGCAAUUGGAGAAGAAGCAAAGGAUGCAUUGGUUUCAAUUUCGAAGACAUGCAAGCUUUUGAAGUCAAUCUCAAGGUUGAAAGCUUUUGAAAUAUUGUUAUUUGUUUUCGUCUGA